Anopheles coustani is the source of this 1662-nucleotide messenger RNA. RefSeq lists its product as uncharacterized. The record is from RefSeq and is a predicted model, not a curated record. Gene Ontology annotation, cellular component: plasma membrane. The transcript is spliced from 2 exons. Lineage: Eukaryota; Metazoa; Arthropoda; Insecta; Diptera; Culicidae. Gene Ontology annotation, biological process: protein localization to plasma membrane. Bases 1 to 1662 code for a protein of 553 amino acids.
AUGGGACGAAUAUCAGCACUUUUUCAGCGGAAAAAACUAACACCGGCAAAAACGCGCCGUUUAGUGGACAAGCUGAAGACGGCCUGCGCCAUCUAUCUGGAUCCAACCAUUCGCUCACCCAACAUUCAGCGCGGAAAGGCUUUAAAGGUGUUGAGAAAGAUCGUCCGUAGGUCGCCGCGUGACGUAAUCCAGUACAUCCCGGAACGGGACGCCAUACUCGAGUGCUCGCUGGUGCUGGUGCAGAACUACGUCGCCCAUAUUCGGCUGCGGCCGAGCGCGUUUGGUCGCCACUUCCGGAAGCAGGAACCGUUCGCCGACGCGAAAGCCCUUUUCCAGGCCGUCAUCAACCUGCUGAUACCGGAGCUGCAGGACGAAGUGAUCGACACCAUACUGGCGUUCCUGCAGACGGAGAACCUCUGGAAGGUGGAGUUCAUCUGCGUGGAAAUUCUGCUGUUCGUGCUCGAGUGUCACUCACCGUCGGCGCUGGUGCUAUCGAAGUUGAUCGAUCAGAUCGAGCGGUUUCUCGGCGCGUCCGACGUCGGCCAGGUGCGCCAUGUGCUUUCGGUGCUGCAGAACGUCACCGUGCCGCUGCACUGGGAUAUGCUCGAGUACUCGGAGCUGUCGAAGCUACUCCGGUUCUACCACAGCAGCGUCACCAUCGGCACCAGCCGGAACCAGAUCUACGAGCUUCGGCGGGGAUUCGAGCGAUGCCUCAAGAACCUCAUUGCGCUGCUCUCGAUGUGGGAUCUGUACGGAUUCUGCAUCACCGUGCUGCCGCUUGCCUUCGAUACGGAAAUGUCGGAUGAGGCACGCAUCGAGUUCGGCUCCACCGUGGAGUACGCCGCGUCGAAGAUAUCGCUGUCCAGCCCGUCCGGUUUUACCUCCGCCUCGCUGGUGGUCGAGUAUUUGCUGCAACAUAUUGCCUCCGAGGACGCAACCAGGUGCAUUCUGGCGUGCAAAGUGCUGAGUAAGCUACUCGACCGGGGACUCAACGAUCCGGGUCAGUUCCAGUCACCGAAGGUUUUUCACAUCGACACGUACUAUCCGAUUGCGCUUGCCACCGAUGUUGCAACCCUACGCCGGCUGUUCGUAGCGCAUCGCGUCCUUCUCGAGAAGGUCCUCCUGCAAGCGUUCGAUCGCCACAGUCAUCAUCAGAUGCACCUCGAAGUGUUCUACCAGCUAGUCUGUACGCUUCUCGUCGAAAUACCCGGUGGGUUCACGGAUGCCGCCGUAAUAUGUCUGCUGCUACAAGUCCAGAAACGUUUUCAAUGCGUUCCAAAUGAGCCACUGAAGGAGUCAACCAGCCUUCCGGAGUCGUCCAACCGUAUACAUGCCACCAUCAUGGCGGUGAUGACACUGAUCAGCUGGAUCGAGCGCACCGGCUCGCUGAACGCGUACGUCACGCGCAUCCUCAAGGCACGCUACGACACCGCCCCGCACCUGAAUCCGCCCCUUCGGGAGAGGUACACGUACGCCCCUCAUCACGUUUCCUGGUACGAGAAGGACCUCUUCUUCGACACGCUCGAGAUACGCUUCGGACUGUGGAAGUGUUUCCGUAUCGGGGAGCCAAAGAUGCCCCGGCCGCUUCGGAAGCGCACAAACUCCAACACCAGCAGACGUGGCAGGCUUAGCGGAACUUUAAACCUGAUCGCCGGCAUUUGA